This is a messenger RNA of Babesia ovata, 1203 nucleotides long. RefSeq names its product RED family protein. Gene Ontology annotation, biological process: mRNA splicing, via spliceosome. The record is from RefSeq and is a predicted model, not a curated record. Gene Ontology annotation, cellular component: nucleus. The transcript is spliced from 6 exons. The coding region runs from base 1 to 1203 and encodes 400 amino acids. Lineage: Eukaryota; Apicomplexa; Aconoidasida; Piroplasmida; Babesiidae.
AUGGCACAGGGUGGGCAAGAGUCUGCCGGCAGGCGACCAAAGGAAUCGCAUCGCCCUAGGAACAACGCCAAGAACGAUGCGACAGAUAGCAGAAGGCGUCAUCAGGCGGCGCGGCACCGGCCCGCGGAACCAGAACAGACGACCGACGGCAAUUACCGUGAUCGAGCAUUUGAACGCAGCCAGCUGAAAGACGACUACUACAAGAAGAUCGUCGAGGAACAUGCACUGUUGAAGGCACAGACCGAGGAGGAAUCCCGGUACAUGGUGAGUUCUUGCCUGCUGAUAUUCACGGCACGGCAGGGUGGCGAUGAGGAGCACACGCACCUGGUGAAGGGUCUGGACUACGUGUUGCUGGAGAAGGUGCGCAAGAGUCUAGCGCCUAGGGUAGCCGCUGAACGAGCUGCAGAGGCUGCAGCCGCCGCGGCGGGGGAGGAAAUCGGCCACAGCGACCUGGGCCGAUACAUAUAUCGCACUUUCAUCUACCAUACGCACAUGCACCACCGCCAGUUCCACCAAAGGCUGUCCAAAACAUACAGUUUGGUGUGCCAGGGCUACAAGUUCAAGAGGAAGGACGCCGACACGCAGACCUUUUACACGUUGGACCUGAGCAUGGAGCCAUCGGCUAACGACGUGCCUUCAACCGUGGUGGCAAAGGGGGAUCCAGAAAAGGUACCAGCACGUGGCGAAAUUCGGGGGUGCUUGCCUGCCGAAAUCAAAAAUGAGAUAGCUGAGGCCUUGCAAUGGCACCAAGAGAAUCGCAAAAAACCCAAGGAAGAACGACUGCAUGCUAGACCGUUAAAAGCUGCGAAUGGAGGGUCUGGAGACGACUCUGAUGAUAUCUUCGCCGAUGCCGGGGAAUACCGCAGCAACGAGUUGAACACCGACCAAGUCACCCGUCUUAAGUCUAACGAGAAAUACUUCGACGAGGAAUCAGAAGACGAAGCUGCCGAUGACACGUACCAGGGCCCCUCUCGGCUACAAGUGCUGGGCCGUCGCAAACGCACCGCGGCGGUGGCGGACGGCUACGACGAAUGCUACCCAAGCGCUGCUGACGUAGACAGCGAUGACGAAACUGGAGGCAAGGGCAAGAAGUCUCGCGGCAACCGUGCUGAGUGGCGCAAGAUCGAGAAAAUAAUUGCGGAUAAGGCCGCCAUACCCAUGGAACAGCUGGAGAGGAUAUCGACAGCACAGAAGCAGAAGUGA